AUGGCAGACAGCGAGUGUACCUUUAUCGCUGCCUUCUUCUGCGACCGGGUGCGCGACCAUUUUAGCGUGGUGCCGGCGGCGCUGGCCGGCGUCGGCGCCGUGGUGCGCCUGCGCCACUUGCCGGCCGAACCGCUCUGCCGGCUCGUGCAGAGCCUCUACAAGGAGGUGCACGCCCAGAGCCUGGUGCUGGCCGAGCGGCGCUGCGUGUUCGCCGCGCUGCGCCACGUGCUGGAGGCGCGCGCGGACGACGUGCGCGUGUUGGGCGCCGACCUGGUGCUGGGCUGCGUGCAGUCAAUGGAGGGCGAGAAGGACCCACGCAACUUGCUGACCGUGUUCGCCGCCGUGCGCCUGCUGGUAGCGGCCGUGCCCCUCGAGCCGCUGGCCGAAGAGCUGUUCGAGAUGCUGGCCUGCUACUUUCCGGUGGACUUCACGCCGCCAGAGGGGAGCGCGCACGGCGUGACGCGCCAGAUGCUGGCCGACGCGCUGGCCGACGUGAUGGCGUGCAGCGGCCAGUUCGCCGAGUUCUGCGUUCCACUGGCGCUGGAGAAGCUUAACUCGGAUCUGACGCAGGCCAAGCUGGACGCGGCGGACCUGCUGGUGCUCUGCUGCCGCACCUACACAGGCGCCGAGCUGACGCCGCACCUGGUGCCGCUGCGGCUGGCGCUGGCGCGCGAGGCGCUGGCGGCGCGUCAGCAGGAGGAGUUCGUGCGCCCGCUGUUGGAGCGGCUGAACGGCGACGACGGGGCCGAGCCUGCGGCGCUGACAGAGCGCCGUCUGGCGGCGGUGGCGGCCGGCGUGGCGGAGGUGGAUGCUGUGCGCGCGGCCGUGCCGCUGCUGCUGGUGCGGCUGGUGCGCGUCAGUCGCGCGGACGUCGCGGCCACCGUGCGCACGCUGGCCGCCGUACAGGAGGUGGUAGCGCGCGCUGCUGGUCAGCCAGACGUCGCCGACUACCUGCUGACCGAGCUCCGCCUGCCCGAGAAGGUGCUGGAGCUGUUCGGCGCGGCGGCGCGUGAGGUGGUGUUCGACCCGCUGCGGCCGCAGGACAUCUUGGCCGUGAUGCUGACCAAGCUGGCGCUGAGGAAGCCGCACGCGCUGACGGCGGCGCGCGCCGCCAAGACCCUUGCCGUCAUCGUGAACAAGCAGGCGCCCACCGAGACGGACCAUCUUCUCAAGACUCUCACGAACCAGCUGGAGUUCCUGUUCGAGAACUGUGAGCCGCCGGACGCCGGCGCGCGCCGGCCGCUGGUGUCGCUGUGGGGCGCCAUCGCCAAGGGUCUCGUGCUGCGCGGCCACGGCCAGGCGGCCUACUUCGUGGACCGUCUGGACGAGCUGCUGACGGCCGAGAACCACUGCGUGGUCCGUCUGCUGCACCGCCAGUGGCUCUUCACCGUCACCUGCGAGCGCCUGGCGCGCGGCUUCCGCGAGGGCGUGUCGGCCCGGCUGGAGACGCGCGCCGGGGCGCUGCGCUGCCUGGGCGCGCUGGCCCGGCUCAAACCGCACGUAUUGCUGCCGCUCAAGCCGCAGGUGCUGCGCGAACUGGCAGCCUGCCUCGACGACAAAAAGCGAAUCGUGCGUCAACAAGCGGUGGAGGCGAGGAAUCUCUGGUUUCUUUUGGGCGCGCCAGGUGGCUUGAAGUAGCCGCUGAUGCGCGUAUGAAAGCGUCAGGGUAGUUUGGCUACUACAGUUGCGUGGUGCGCUGCAGCGGAGAUUGGUGUGAGGGGCGCCUUUUGUACGUUGUGAUAACUUGAUUGCGAGCUUGUUCCCCUCGCGGUAUUAUUCAGCAGGUUCAUACGUUGUCGUAUUACUUUGCUAUUGUAGCAGCGGAGCAUGAAUAUAUGAACCAGACAUGGCAUGUUAAGCGUAAGAACGUUGUUUUGUUUAAGCGGGGAGGGCUUGCUCAAGGUACACUUAAAGAACUUUAACCUGGAAGCGAUCCGGGUGACCGCAUCGGGGUUAAGGAUGGA
Pollicipes pollicipes is the source of this 1964-nucleotide messenger RNA. Its product is annotated as MMS19 nucleotide excision repair protein homolog. The transcript has 6 exons. The record is from RefSeq and is a predicted model, not a curated record. NCBI's taxonomy places the organism in Eukaryota, Metazoa, Arthropoda, Thecostraca, Pollicipedomorpha, Pollicipedidae. Gene Ontology annotation, cellular component: cytosolic [4Fe-4S] assembly targeting complex. Bases 1 to 1638 code for a protein of 545 amino acids.